This is a messenger RNA of Suncus etruscus (white-toothed pygmy shrew), 1908 nucleotides long. RefSeq names its product chromosome 3 C14orf39 homolog (gene C3H14orf39). Bases 1 to 1908 code for a protein of 635 amino acids. Gene Ontology annotation, biological process: homologous chromosome pairing at meiosis; spermatogenesis; meiotic DNA double-strand break processing involved in reciprocal meiotic recombination. Lineage: Eukaryota; Metazoa; Chordata; Mammalia; Eulipotyphla; Soricidae. The record is from RefSeq and is a predicted model, not a curated record. The transcript has 18 exons. Gene Ontology annotation, cellular component: central element.
AUGUUGGCGGAGAAGGCGCUGUGGAGACUUCCGGGUUUGCGGGGCACGUGGGCGGGCCACCCUGGAGGACCUCGGGGCGUGCUUGUGGUGGUGGGGGAAACCAAACACGCAUGUGCAGGGGCGGCAGUAUCCAAGAGGGAUGACUUCCUAUUUGUCAGUUUGGAUAAGCUUUUGCUAGAAUUUGUUUUCCAGUAUGAGCAAGAUAAAAGUGCUAAAGAAGAUACGAUUCACCGAAUUAAUGAGUGCCUUGAAAAUAUUAAGGAAAACAAAGCAGCUAUUUGUAAGAUAAAUGAAACUAUAAAGACUACAGAUGAGGAAAUUGAUUAUUACCAUAAACAUAGUAAGGAGAUCCAGGACAGUUGUAAUAAUUGGAAACCUACCUGUGAUGUCUUUCAUAAACAUGAAGACUAUAUGCAGAAUCAGUUUGCUACUUAUCAACGAACUAUUGAGAAAGACAAAAAAAUGUAUGAUGAUAAUUUAUGUGAAUAUAAAGAAGUUUUGAAGCAACACCAGCUGAAAUACUCAAAAAUACCCCUUUCAUAUGAAUAUUAUGAGAAGAAAAGAGAGCUGGAAGAAAUUCAGAGCCGAGUGUUGGCAUGGACCGAACAACUGAAAAGGAACGAAACUCUUUUCAUUGAGCUUUCAGUGCCUCCUCCCUUUCCAUCACUUACUAAAUGGACAUUACAUCUGGUUAAUUUGAGAGUUAAAACACAAGCUAUUCUCAAGCAAGCCAACAACAUCUCAAGAGGCUCGUCUGAACUGAAGAAAAAAGUAAAAGACAUGGAAAUAGAAAUUAAUUGCAUAAAUCAGCACAUUGCAAAACUUUAUGAAACUAAUAGUCUUUUAGAAACUCCAGAAGAAAAAAAUAAAAAUACAGAAAAGAGAAAGGAAUUGGAAGAAAGAAUUUUUGAAAAAGAUGAGCAUGUGCUUGCAAUGAAUAAAAUUCCUCAAAGCAAUCAAUUACUUCCUCCUCACGAAUCACAGAAAUCAGUCAGACCAAUAAAGAUGAACUCUUCAGAAGCAAGAGUUCCAGAUAAGAAAGAAGAAUGUUUUAUGAAGUGGUCAAAGCUUCCUAAUAUUGACUUCGGACAAAAAGAGAAUGAUACUCAGGUAUUUAAUGAUUCGUCUAUGAUUAAGCAUUCAGAAUCUCCACAUAUUAAGACUAUUAAGAGCUCACAGGAUCUUAUGCAGUUCAGAUUAUUAACCCCACAGAAAAAAUCAAGUUGCAAUCAAUGGUAUGAAAAAAGAGAUGCAGAUGCUGAGUCUGGAGAUAAAGGGACAGGAAAACAAUUAAGAGAAUCAAAAUGUUCUUCACAAGUUAUAUGUACAGAAGAAUUGGUGAAGCCUGUAGAAAGUAAUAGUGAUGAAGUAGAAGAAAGGACUAAGAGUCUUUCAAAAACUCCUGAAAUUCCUAUAUUUUUAAGAACUUCUGAAACUACAAAAACACCUGAGUCUUUGGAGAAAAUACUGUUCUCUAAAACUCCACCAUCUGAAAUUAACAGAAAUGCAAAUGAAGUACCUGGAGGUCAGACAAGAAAGGAUUCUCCUGGAUUUUCUUUCUUUCCGAUUUGCACUUCUAGAUCUCCUGGGUUGAAUUUAUUUGGUUCUUCUAUCUUUGAUUCCGAAAUGUCAUCAGUUCAGUUUGAUGAAAAUCCUGCAGUAAAUAUAAAUCCUCUCUCAUCAUCUCAACAAGAAAUUGGAAAUUUAUUUGGGAAAUCAGAAGGAGAAGAUACCUUUACAUUUUCAUUUUCAGCGGACUCUUCAACGCACACAUUUGAAACUAAAAAAGACGAUUUUAGUUUUCCAUUUUCAUUUGAACAGAAUGAAAGCACGAUGCCUUCUACUGUAAAACAUUUUUCUUCACCAAGUAUUUCCUCACAGAAUUCAACACAGUUUUCUUUUUUUUGA